Thelazia callipaeda (thelaziosis nematode) is the source of this 210-nucleotide messenger RNA. NCBI's taxonomy places the organism in Eukaryota, Metazoa, Nematoda, Chromadorea, Rhabditida, Thelaziidae. The record is from the annotation of a GenBank genome assembly.
AUGGCAGAGCAAAGAAACGACGAUGCAAUUUAUUUAAAAGAACGCAAUCAUAGAUAUAUUCGACGAGCAAUAACUAUUUUUGCAGUUGUAUUAACUUUAUUUGCGAUUAUUUUGGUAACUCUUUCGUUAUCGCUUGGAUCAAAAAUUGAUGAGUUAGAAAAUUUUUUGAUACUUUCUUUUAAUGAGAAAUAUUCACGAACUCAGAAAUAA